CUCCGCUCCGCUCUCCCGGGAGAUCCGCGGACACAACUCCCCUGGGACCCUGCCGAGCCGGGCCGAGCCGAGCCGGGCCGGGCCAUGGCCCCGCCGGGUCCCGCGGCGCUGCGCUGCGCGCUGCUCUGCGCGCUGCUCUGCGCGCACGGACCCGCUCCCACCCGCGCAGGGGUUCUCUCGCCCCCACGGGACUCGGUCGCCCAGCCCUGGUUUGGAGGAGAGGGACCCCUGCUCCGCUGCCAGCCGUGCUCGGGGGGCUGCGACCCCCGAGGGCCAGGGGGGUGCGCUGGGCUGCAGGGUCCAAGCUCCUCCCCAAAAAGUGUGGGGAUCUCGUGGUGGGGAGAGGGGAGCGGAGCCGUCUCCUCCUUCCCGAGGUGCCGCAACUCCGGGCAUUAAUUAUGCAAACCCCAGGCUUCCUUCUGCUCCCCCUCUCCCAUCCCCCGGCGGCUGCAGGGAGACCUUUCCACCCUGACUUAUCCCAGGGGCCCCACGCGUGUUCCGGAGCGCCCCUGGGAGCGGGGCUGCCCUCGGCCGCCCCCCUCCCUCCCCACACCUGACGGCAGGAGCGGGAGUUGACAGCGUUGGGCUCGAACGUCUGUUCCUGCGCCUGCCGCGAUAAAAAUAAAUUAUAAACCUGCCUAAACCCUUGCGAACAAAGUCCUACUUUCCCAUUGGCUCCCGGCAGGUCUCCAAAUGCUGGAGGGGGGGCCAGCGGCGUGCCCACCUCCCCCUCCCGUAGCCAUGGCAAUGGGGCCGCAGCAUCUCCGCUUCCUGCCUUGCGCCACCCGUUGCCCCCUUGGCUUUUCCUGGCAAAGAAGGGAAGGGGCUUUUCUACCAGCCGUGCACGGUUUUUGGGAACCCCCAAAAGCAGGGGGGCUACAGUGGCGGCUCCAAAGGGGAGCGCUGCCGGCAGGGUGCCCUGUGCCUGCUCCGUGCCCUGGGGAAGGCCAGCCCGCAGCAGCCUCCCCUGCCAGGAGGGUUUGCCCGCGGAGCCUGAAGCACGCCCAGCGUGGGGAGCGGCUCCCGGCUCUUUCCCGGGAUGGGGAAACGCGGGACGCGGUGCGGGCAGGGCUCCUGCAGCCUCCCUGGCCAGCCAGGGCUGUAAAUUAAUGAUGAGCGCGAGUGGGGGAAGAGCAGCUCCGCAAACACCCGGGUGACUCACCGCCUCACCGGGAGGGGAUCGGGGUCCCGCGGGAUGGCCUGGGCGGGCAGAGGGGGCACACUGCCAGGGUAACCCCCACCAGGCUGGUGCUGCUGCUCCAUCUCGUUCCAGCCCCACCGAAGGAUCCCAGAUCCCCAUGCCGGGGAUGUUUCCUGCCUUUGGGUGAUGGGGGAGCCCUGUGUGAGCUGGGGGGGCGCUGGCAGCUGUGGGUGUCCCCUCACUGGAUGCUACCAGCACCCCAAGGGGACGGGUUUGGUGCUAUGGGAUGGGCCUUCAUCCCUCCUGCUGCACCAUCAGAACUGCCCCUCCCUGGGCUGGGGGUGCAGCCCCCUCCCCAGUGCCGCAGGGGUGGGCGCUGGCCCUGCCCUCAGGGCCUUUCCCUGGCUUUGGCAGGAGAGUGUGGCGAGCUGAGGUCCUGCGAGCUGUGCACAGGCAGCAGCCACUCCCACAACGGCACCGGCUGCGUCUGGGUGGGCUGCGGGACCCCCGAGGAGCCAGGAGCAGGGAGCUGCGUGCAGAGAGGCGCAGCAGCGCAGGGAACCUGUGCACUCUACAACAGCAGCGCCCUGUGCAGAGCACUGAAGUCCCACACAGAAGAGCCUCCACGAUCCCAUAGCAAGGAGCCAGUGACACACUCCACAAGGACCACCACCACCAGUGCCCCGCUGACGGGCAGCCCCGAGUUCCACGCGCCCGGCUUCGACACGGCGAGCUUCAUCGGGGGCAUGGUGCUGGUGCUGUGCCUGCAGGCCGUGGCCUUCUUCCUCUUCAAGUUCAUCAAGUCCAAGGACAGCACCUACCAAACGCUUGUCCUGCCUCCUCUGUCUGUCUGUCUGGGUCCUGGCUCUGAGCCCCCGGGGGGCAGGAGGGUCCCAGAUGUGUCCCUGGGAGCUGCCAGGUGUGCUCGGUGCUGUCCCCUCAUCCCAGGAUCGCUGUGCCUGACGUGGGGCCGUGCCCCCUCUCUCUUUCCUUCCACGCUGCCAGAGAGGACAACCAGUAGGUGCUGGGUGCCGGGCAGAGGGGAGGGGGUGUCCCCCCACCCCCAGAGCUUCACCCUUGCCUCGCACCUCCCCGGGCGGGGGGGGGCCGGGGCCCUCCCUCCUGCUCUGCAUGACGGGUGUUUCCCAACUGGUUUUGCUGUUUCCUGUCAGUUGUCAGGGAGGGAAAGGAAGGGGGUGCCCCCUCUCCCCUUCCUGGCAUGGAGCCCCUCGGGGGGGCAGCCCCAUACAGCCCCUUCUGCCACCUGAGUGAGGUGUCCCCAGUGCCCCCAGCCUCGCCCUGAGCCUCCCUGACAGCACGGGAACCGCAGCGCUCCCAGUUCUGCCCCAGUUUGGCCCCAGUUGCCCCAGUUUGGCCCCAGUUCGGCCCCAGCAGCCCCCUUCCCACUCUCGGACCCCCUGCCCCACUGCCUCCCCACAGCCUCGAGGCUCAUGGGGCCGGGGGUCCCCUCUUCCCCUCGUGGGCUCCCGGGUGCUUUUCCCUGCAGCGUUUUGGCCGGAGCCCCCGACCAUGCCCGGAUCCCCCCGUGCCCGCCAGAGGAGCGGAGCCAGGGCCCUGCUGUGUGCUUUUGCUGUGCCUCUGUGUGCUCUGGGGGGUCCCUCGCCCCCACCCUCUUUCUGUGUGCUGUUUUGGGGAGGGGGCUGCGUGUCGUGUGCUGUGGGGUGACACUUGUAGCUCGGGCUGCCCCCAUUAAACUCUGCCAGGUGGUGUCUGUGUUGUGUCCGGGGGUUGCUGUGGCUGGGGGGCUGCAGGGGACCCCCCCUCCCUCCAGUGCAGUCCAACCCUCCCCCAUGGUGUGGGUGGGCACUGGGACACCCCCAGCCCCUCUCCCCGGGGGCUGUGAGGGGCUGGGACCCCCAGGGUGAAGCCCCCAGGACCUUUCCUGCUACGUCCCCUCUCUGUCCAACG
Serinus canaria (Common canary) is the source of this 3070-nucleotide messenger RNA. RefSeq names its product CD164 molecule like 2 (gene CD164L2). Bases 1387 to 2409 code for a protein of 340 amino acids. Gene Ontology annotation, cellular component: cytoplasmic vesicle. Lineage: Eukaryota; Metazoa; Chordata; Aves; Passeriformes; Fringillidae. The transcript is spliced from 6 exons. The record is from RefSeq and is a predicted model, not a curated record.